AUGACACAAAGUGCGAGAAUUAAAGCAAAAAGGAUAUUGAUGGCGAAAAGAAGAAAAAUUUUCAAGAAGCACCUUCCUGAUAAAGAUUACGGCCCAAAUGCUAAUUAUGUGCCCUUAGACCUGAACAGUCAAGAGUAUAUAGGAAAAGCAGAAGAUUUCUUAAAGACGCUAAAGAAAACAACUGAAGAAAUCAUAAGAAUAGAAAGAAAUACACUUGGCCAAACAUCCAAUCCAAAAUGGUUACAGGAAAGAUCUCUAAGAAUAACGGCGUCAAAUUUUGGACAAAUUUGUAAAAUGCGCCCCACAACUUCGCCAGUAAAUGCUGUGAAAAACCUACUGUAUGGAAACUUCUUUGGAAAUAAGGCAACUCGUUAUGGGAAAGAAAAUGAAGCAAAGGCUAUUGCUGAGUUCGAAAAGUCAUUCAAUCUAAAAGUUAGGAAGAUUAUUUCAUGUGCGCAAGUCCCGAUGGACUAG
Messenger RNA from Ceutorhynchus assimilis (cabbage seed weevil), 474 nucleotides. The record is from the annotation of a GenBank genome assembly. Lineage: Eukaryota; Metazoa; Arthropoda; Insecta; Coleoptera; Curculionidae.